CCACUGAAAAUGAGAUGACGCGAGAGAAAAAUCUGGGAGAGGAGGAAGAACAGUAGCCCAAAAAGAGAGAGAGGAAAUUCAGUCAUGAAACAAUGGCGCUGCCAGUGAAGGUGAGCAGUGCAUGGACGGCUGCACGUGCAUUUUUGACCUCUGUUCACUUCUUCAUCCAGCGUGUAAAGAUUAAAGAACAGUAUUACUACUGAUCCAACGAAAGGGAGAGGGCGAAAAAAAAUAUCAUUUCACUUGGCGGUUUCUUCCGCCGUUACUCUUUGCGUUCACGUCGUUAUCCGGAAGAGCAACAAGGGGAAGCGAGGAGGGAGGAAAGAUCCCUCCUUUUGCUCCUCGCUCCCGUCUCCUCCUCCUCCGCAGUGGGAUACGCAUACGCCUCUAGAUUCAGUCAGCGGUGAUGUUCCAGUGGAAUCGGCAUCGAGCUGUCGAGGUUUCUGGCGUCCAAGAACUCAUCUUCGUCCUGUAGGUUCGCGCCUCCUGCGGUCUUACUGGUCCAGGUUCCAGGUUGUUAGCAUGUGAGAGUGAUGGCGGCUGCUGAAGCGAGAGCUGCUUGGCAACGCGCUGCUAACCGCUGCUUGGUUCAGGAGGAUGCGAAGAGAGCUCCGAAACUGUCAUGCUGUCCGCCGUCCCUGCAACCGCAUGAGACGAGCGGUGGAAAUCCUACGAACCCACAAGAUCUCCAUAUCCCUAAUUUUAUCCCUAUAAACUGGAAUCUGAUGAACUCCAAUCUGCCCAUGGAUACCCAGUGGUGGCUUCAGUUGCAGCCGAACUACGGGUGCCAGAUGGCUCUUGCCAGGGAGCACCUGAAUUAUAUGAAUGGAGAAGCUGGUGAGAAGAAAAUGGAAGGCGCAGUGCCAGUGUCUAAACUUGAGAAUAUCGAAGCUAAGAAGAUUGAGGAUCCUUUUGAGUUUUCGUGGAACGUUUCGACAACUUUUAUGAAGCAAUCAUCCGAAACAUGUUUGGAAGAGUUGAAGACUCUUGGUGGCUAUACUCCGACGAGUCUUAAGUGCAAAGGAAAUGCCAACAACUGUGUUCACGAGGGUAAAGAGUUUAUGGAGUUCAAAACUUUUGAUCCUUUGUUUCCAAAGAAACUGCAAAAUGAAUACUGUGAGAUGCAUGCACCUUGGGAAGAAAGCAGGAAGUCUCAGCCAUGGUGGCAAGUAGCUGAUGCUGAUGGUUUGGCUUCCCUUGUUGCCGACAGAGUAAUGCAAAACAUUGUGAACAAUGAUCUGCCAAGACCCACUCAGACAGUACGGGCUCGUGGAGCUAAAUUAGACAGCCCUGGAAACAAGGAUGAUUAUGGGCAGCUAUUGCCUUCUGCUGGUAAAGAGCCGGAUCCUGUACAUGACACUAUAGUGUGCAGCUACAGUGUUUCAAGCACCAACGAGACAAAUUCGUCUGAUGGGGGAGGUUGGCAACAGCAUCUAGGAAAUAAUAUGCCUGGGGGUGAACAGGAAUCUUAUAGUUCCUCUGAUAGUUCUCCAGGAAGCAAGCCAACAUAUCAGAAUGCCUCUGAAAGGGCCAAGCUGCUAGACGCUCUCCGCCACUCACAAACACGUGCUAGGGAAGCCGAGAUGGCUGCCAAGAAAGCCUAUGACGAGAAGGACCAUGUCAUCAUGCUUUUGUUCCGUCAGGCAUCACACCUCUUCGUUUGCAAGCAGUGGCUGAAAAUGCUGCAGUUGGAGAACAUAUGCCUCCAGCUCAGGUUCAAAGAGCAUCACAUAGCAACCAUGUUCCCAGAACUUAUUCCCUGGAUGACGGUGAAGGAAAAGGUGGCACCAGGGCAAGAGCGGAAAGAUGUGACGAGGAAAAAAGGCAGGAGGCCGAACAGGAAAGGCGGCCUCCGCAAGGCCGUCGUGUUUGCAGCUGGUGUAGGUAUCGUUGGCGCUGGAUUGCUUCUUGGCUGGACUCUCGGGUGGCUGCUGCCCAAGCUGUAAGUUCCAUCAUCUUCAAAGACGGCAAAGUUGACGAGAUAAGUAUCUCCUGUGUGCGCUAAAAUGAAUAGCUGAUAUAUAAGCUCCAAGUGUAUGCUUCAUGAAGCAGGAGAGUGAAAUUGCCAGAUUCUUAGGACACAUUCAUUCUAGUCUGUUGAUUUGGUUUGGAAGCCGUGGUGAUCAUUGCUCGAUACCUUCUUUUGGCUCCUGUCCUGUAUAUAUAGGAAGGAUUCGGUGCACAUAUUGCCAGAAACUGGGCACUUCUGUAGGUUCCAUGGCACUUCGUUUGAGUGUUGUACAUAGGGGUCAGUGGUGGUCUGGUGGAACAUGAAAUCAGUCGACUUCAACAAUGUAUGCACUAGUACUGUAAAUCUGUAGCUUUUAUUUGCUUAAUCUAGUAGGAAUUUGUACUAAUCAGCUUGCUGCCUACUGGUAGCGUAUACUCAUCACAGAUUUGCAUGUAUCUUAUUUCACCUGGUGAGUAUGUGCUAAAAUCAUUUAUUCA
Molecule: messenger RNA, 2448 nt
Organism: Phragmites australis (common reed)
Lineage: Eukaryota; Viridiplantae; Streptophyta; Magnoliopsida; Poales; Poaceae
Exons: 3
Coding region: 534-1946 (470 amino acids)
Source: RefSeq, a predicted model, not a curated record